ACCAAGGGGUCAUCAGGCUGAGUCUGCAAGCCGGAAGUGACAUUAGACAAGGCCUAGGCUUUGAUAUCGCGCCUGAGGAGAAGAAACUAGAGGCCAGGGGCUGCACAAAUCAUCGUAAAAUGUGGCAAUAAAGACACACAAGUGGGUUCAGGGUUGAUGGAGUAUGUCUAAGCCACAACUAGCCGUUCCCAGGGGACCAGCCCCACCGUAUGACUUCCAGCUGCAGGUGGUGAUGGUGGGGGAGUCCAGCGUGGGGAAGACUUGCAUCAUCAAUAGGUUUACUGAAGACAAAUAUGAAGACCCCAUCUCUACUGUAGGCAUUGACUUCAAAAUUAGAAUAUUUGAGAUGUAUGGCAAGAGAAUACGACUUCAAAUAUGGGACACAGCGGGUCAUGAGAAGUUCAACACCAUCACCACACAGUACUACCACCGGGCAGACGGGGUCCUACUGGUGUAUGACAUCACCAGGGAACACACCUUUGUCAGCAUUCCCAAGUGGCUCAACCAAGUAGAUGUGUAUGCCUCCCAUGAUGUGGAAAGGUACCUACUGGGAAACAAGUGCGAUCAAGAGGUGCUGCGAGAAGUUCCCAGGGAAAGAGCAGAAAAGUUUGCUGUUGAGUACAACAUCAACUUUGUGGAGGUGAGUGCUAAGACCAACACAGGCAUCGAGCAUGCCUUCAGGGACCUGGUGGAAAGCAUCCUCCGUAAGAGGCCAGAUGCCCCCGCCAUGAUGGAUGAGAGAAUCCACCUGAACAGAGGUGACUAUGAACGGUCCCCACAACCCGGCACCAAGUCAUGCAGUGGGAGAUGUGUGUAGCAGUCUGAACAGAAAUGCAGUAUGCUGGAGUAGCAGUACUUUUAUACUGAAACAUACAUGUACGUGUACACAGGGUGCUGUCAGGAUCUUGAUUAGUUACUGAAUAGGACAGAGCUUGUUUGUUACUUCAAGUUCCUUAUUCACAAUCAAGGAGUUACAACAGCUGGUGUAUUGUUGACUGCCAUCUUCCUCAGGUCAAUGAUGGCCUCACACUACAUGUAUAACUAGGUGUUACUUGUCCUGAGGAAGGUGACAAUCACCAAAAUGCUGGCUGUAAGUUACAGUUUAUACUGCUGAGGCAGGAAAACCAAUCUUACUUCCCCCUACAUGUCUUAAAAGUUUAACCCUCUUAAGCACCCAAUCUUGUCCCUACCAUCUUACAUCCCUGACAUUUAUCUUGUUCUUAAACUUACACAUGUGCAAUGUUGUGCACUUAUUGUAUGCAUGUACUGUACAUAGCUCUGUGAGACAAUUGCUAAGAAAGUCAUCUAAACGUUAAUGUGUGUUUUAGUACUCAAGUUACUGCUCAAGCCCCCAGCAGGACUGUUACACAACACCUCUCCAACUUUCAUAUGCAGUCAGUGACUUGUCACUGUUUCAACUUUAUUUUUGGAUCCACGAAAAACCCAUCUAUUCAUAUACCAACAUGUAACAUUUCUGUUUGUGCUCAUUCCUGCUGUUUUCUUCACAUUCAGAUAGUACAUACUAGACUAAGUAUGUGUUGAAAUACAAGAAUGAGUAAACUCAAAGGGGCCUUUUUAUCCAUUGUUUUAUUUUUGUUGUUGCAUCAUCUUAGGUUUAUACAAAUAUCUGUAAGGUUUCCAUUAUUAUCAUCUACUUUUAAUUUGAUCAGGAUAUUUUAUCAUUUCAUGGUCAAGUAUGUUAGAUCUAUGAAGAAAUGCAAACUGAGGGAAUAUUGUGCAAAGUCAACUUCCAAGUUAUGGCUUAGUUUAGAAGACAGUAACUGAGUAACAUAUACAAGAAAAAUUAUACAUUUUAUUAUAUCCCUUGUUUUGAUUUUCUCUGUAACUUUCAUGCUGAUGUCUAGACCACACCUGUUCAAUUUCAAAUUGUUGGUUCUCCUAUUUGAAGAAAAUUAAAAAAUCAAGAUGGAAAUGGCAUAAUGAGGAGAAAGUCUUACCUUGGUGCUCACAGUUCCAGGGAGGGAAUAUUGCCAGAUGCAAGUUUUCCUCUCAUGUCUCAAUUUUCAUUUUGACUUCUUGGUUUAUUCCCACUUUAAAAUGCAAAAGAACAAACAAUUGAGAAUUGGUGUGGAUAUAAAGUAGCAUAUUUUUGUAAAGGUAGCAUUUGUACCUGUUAGAUAUUUUGUUUCAAGUCUGUGUAUAAAAUAGACAUAAAAUUGUAAAUAUGCUAGAUAGAAGGAAUUAAGACACUUGAAGGAUGCAUAAUCUAACAAUUUUUUACUGUCAAUACAAUAGUGUCAAUGUAGACAGUGGCUGCAAGCUAGAUUAAGGAUUUUUACUUUGAUGUUUGUACAAUGUACUUUUUUUAUUUCAAAACUUUUGUAACAUAUUUUAUUUUGCAGUAUGUCAAAAUAUGAUAUAAACAUAGGUCAUAAAACUUUUUUUGCAAAGUAAAAUGUUUUUCUGUGAAGUUACAUGUUUUGUACUGAAGAAAUUUCCUAGUAGAUGUACAUGAUUCUGUGGGAUGAGCCACGAGAAAGCCCAUCAGGAUAGAAUAAUGAUUCAUUUAACUACACAUGUGCUCAAUGGACAUCAAAUAUUUUCUUGUGAUACUGCAAGGAAAAAAUGUCACUUUUGUGUGCUUAAUAUAAUAUUGACAUACAGCAUUGUACAAUCAUAGAUAGCAAGUCUGUAGGUUACUGAAAUUAUGCAAGAGUAAAGUGGGUAUCUCACAGGACUGGUACUGCACCAAAUUAUGCUAGGAAAUUGCACAAACUUUGCAAACUUGUUCCAAUUUGCCCUUGAAGUCACACUGGCAUGCGACACAUAACACUCUCCAAGCAGAGGUUAGGCUUCAGCUACUUUUUUACGUGUUUGUAGGCGUUUUUAUUGAGCUAUUUUGUACCGUUUUCUUUACGUCUUGCGGCAAAAUUAGAGAAACACGUCAAAAAGCAACCGGCGCCUAACCUCUGCUUGGAGAGUAGACAGCAGGUUAUCGGCAGUCACUGAGUGUUGCAAUUGAAUUAUGAAUGUGCAAUGAUUGCAAAUGCAUUGAAAAAAGAGUAUGCAGUGAUAGGAUGUUGAAUCAUGAUACUUUGGUGCAAAAAUGGUCAUUUCUAAAACUACAUGUACACAAUUCCAGGCAACAAAUUGGCACUGGUCUGCCCCAGUUUGUGAAGGCCUGAUGAAACUUUGUGCAAUCUGUCCAGUGAGAUACCCUCUUGAGUUACGUAUUCUCUACAAGUUCUACAAUGUCACUGUUAUUGUGACUAAAGUAUAGACUUAAAACACCAGUUUUCUCCCACUGACAAUACUUUCUUGUGGUACAAACAUUGAGUACUCUUUGUUAAGUUAUGGCCUGGACAUUGCUCUACCAACAAUGAUUCUAUGCUACAAAUGUUUUCAGUUGACAAGGCCUUUUCAGUCAGAAUAUUUUUGUGUGCAAUUCAAUAAGAGUCAAACGUACAUAUGCAUGUAGCUGUGAAGUAUUGUUAAACUACAGUUACAGAAUAGUGCAUUUUUACCUUCAGGUAUUAUCUUCUGUCAGUAACAUCCAAAUUACCCCCAUACUGUUGGACAAUAUUUAGUACAUUUUAUGAGCUUGUGUAUGGUGGACAAUAGAUAAGGAAUGUACUAACCAAAUAUUUUUCAUAAUGUACUAUAUCUUAUGUAACCACUUAAUGCAUUACCACUCUACAUGUAUGUGAGUCAGAGAAGACUGUGCUAACCGAUGUCUAACAACUCCAUUACUUUACGUCAAAGUGACUAGUGAACUUGCACUGAUCAAGGACAAGACUGGUACACAAACUGUUGUGCUCUAUACUGUACAUUGGUAAGACAUUGGUAAGACAGAUAAAGGUAAAGCAAUGUUACUGCUAUGAUUGUAAAUUAGCAUUUACUAUAUAGUAUUAAGUAACUUUUGAUUUUUACUGAUUAGAGAUUAAACUUGUCAAAUGUGAGUGGGGUUCUUAGCCAUUGGGACAAAAAUCAUGUAUUCUAUUUCACCUACUGAUGAAAGGUUAUCUAAUCAUGUACAGAAUUUGUGCUAUAAAGAUGAAAACUAGA
Messenger RNA from Branchiostoma floridae (Florida lancelet), 4026 nucleotides. RefSeq names its product ras-related protein Rab-10-like. Gene Ontology annotation, biological process: cellular response to insulin stimulus. Bases 164 to 817 code for a protein of 217 amino acids. The transcript is spliced from 7 exons. Gene Ontology annotation, cellular component: Golgi apparatus; insulin-responsive compartment; recycling endosome. Gene Ontology annotation, molecular function: GTP binding; GTPase activity. The record is from RefSeq and is a predicted model, not a curated record. Lineage: Eukaryota; Metazoa; Chordata; Leptocardii; Amphioxiformes; Branchiostomatidae.